GGUCCUCCCGAACAAAAGCCCCUCCCGCUCCCUGCAAGAGGGGGAAGGUGGCUUUCGUCUCCUCUGCAGGAGCUGCCUCAUGUUUCCUUCAGGGACCUGAAAGCUCAGUCUGAGUUGUGGUGCAGUGCAGCCCUGGUUCCUAGCAAGACUCAUCCACACUUGCCCAGGGAAUAUUUCUAUUCACCUGACUGUGUAUCAGAUUUACCGGUAUAUCAGAAAAAUAUAUUUGCUUUUUAGAAUUUGCUAAAACCUCUCAUUAGGACAGACAGAACUUGGCAGAAGACAUAGGGACUUUUUCGAUUUCUUGGAGGUGUCCUGAGAACAGAGAUGGAAGAGCAAGACUCAGCUGGGCCUGAAGCAGGAAGAGGCCAUUCCAUCCAAACUCUUAGCCAUGGCGGAUUCUGGGGAAAAUCUGUCCAAAGGAUCCUGGGUGAGGAGGACACCCUCCGCUCAGAUGUGCAGAGCCAGCAGCUCAGGCGGCUUUGCUACCAGGAGGCCGAAGGACCCCGAGAGAUUUGCAACCGACUCUACCACCUUUGCCGCCAGUGGCUGAAACCAGAAAUGCACACGAAAGCUGAGAUGCUGGACCUGGUGAUCUUGGAGCAGUUCCUGGCUGUCCUUCCAGCAGAGAUGGAGAGCUGGGUGAGGGAAUGUGGAGUGGAGACCAGUUCCCAGGCGGUGGCCCUGGCUGAAGGUUUCCUCCUGAGUCAGGCAGAGAAGCAGGGGAAGGAUCAGUUUCCAGAAAUGGGUCUGGAUUCCUCUGAAGUAGAGAGAACUCCAUUGGACUCCAGACUAAGGCCACUGGGAGACCGAACGAUGCCAGCAAGACCUGUUUGUCCAUCUUUUCUUGGUGGCGAAGGGGAAGCUGCCCCUGUGGAAGCAGAGCAGGGUCCAUUGUGCUUUGAAGAUGUAGCUGUGCAUUUCACAGACGAGGAGUGGGCGUUGCUGGAUCCUGACCAGAUUGCUCUACACAAGGAAGUCAUGGAGGAGAAUCGUGGGAUCUUGGACUCUCUCGUUGCAGGUGGUGAUGAAUUGGAGCAGAAGAACGAGGGAGACCACGACAAAAGCCACAGAGUGGAGAAGUCAUAUCCAUAUUCAGAGUGCAGAGAGAGCUUCAGUCAGAGCUCCCAUUCCACUUCAAAUCAAAGAAAUCCCCUUCAGAACAAAGCCUAUCAGUGCUUAGAAUGUGGAAAGAGCUUCAGACAGAGAAACAAGCUCACUGUCCAUCAGAGAAUUCAUACAGGGGAGAAACCCUAUCAGUGCCAAGAGUGUGGAAAGAGCUUCAGUCAAAAGGGCAGUUUAAUUUCCCAUCAGAGAAUUCAUACAGGGGAGAAACCUUAUCACUGCUUGGAAUGUGGAAGGGGCUUCAUUGACAGACGCCAGCUCACUGUCCAUCAGAGGAUUCAUUCGAGGGAGCAACCAUAUCAGUGCUUAGAAUGUGGAAAGAAAUUCACCCAGAGCUCCCAUCUCGCAACCCAUCACAGAAUUCAUACAGGGGAGAAACCCCAUCAGUGCUUAGAAUGUGGAAAGAGAUUCAUUGAGAAAGCCAAACUCACGAUCCAUCAAAGAAUUCACAGCGAGGUGAAACUAUUUCAGUGCCAAGAAUGUGGAAAGAGCUUCAGACACAAAGGCCAGCUUAAUGUACAUCACACAAUUCAUACAGGGGAGAAACGCUAUCAGUGCCAAGAGUGUGGCAAGAGCUUCAGAAAAAAGAACAGUUUUGCUUCCCAUGAGAGAAUUCAUAAAGGGGAAAAACCUUAUCAGUGCUUGGAAUGUGGAAGGGGCUUCAUUGACAGACGCCAUUUCAAUGUCCAUCAGAGGAGUCAUUCGGGGGAGAAGCCCUAUCAGUGCUUGGAAUGUGGAAGGGGCUUCACUGACAGACGCCAGCUCACUGUCCAUCAGAGGAUUCAUUCGGGGGAGAAACCCUAUCAGUGCUUGGAAUGUGGAAAGAGUUUUACUUGGAAAACAAGUUUCACUUCCCAUCAGAGAAGUCAUACAGGGGAGAAGCCAUAUCACUGCUUGGAAUGUGGAAAGAGGUUCAUUCUCAGAGCCCUUCUCCGUGUCCAUCAAAGAAUUCAUACAGGGGAGAAGCCCUAUCAGUGCUUGGAAUGUGGAAAGAAAUUCACCCAGAGUGCCCAUCUCACAACCCAUCACAAAAUUCAUACAGGGGAGAAACCCUAUCAGUGCUUGGAAUGUGGAAAGAGAUUCAUUGAGAAGGCCAAACUCACGAGCCAUCAAAGAAUUCACAAGAGAAAACCAUUUCAGUGCCAAGAAUGUGGGAAGAGCUUCAGUCACAGCGCCCGCCUCACUUCCCAUCAAAGAACUCACAUUGGGGGCAAAUCAUAGUAG
Molecule: messenger RNA, 2349 nt
Organism: Podarcis raffonei (Aeolian wall lizard)
Lineage: Eukaryota; Metazoa; Chordata; Lepidosauria; Squamata; Lacertidae
Product: zinc finger protein 883-like
Exons: 6
Coding region: 328-2346 (672 amino acids)
Biological process (GO): negative regulation of transcription by RNA polymerase II
Molecular function (GO): DNA-binding transcription repressor activity, RNA polymerase II-specific
Source: RefSeq, a predicted model, not a curated record